Messenger RNA from Tachysurus fulvidraco (yellow catfish), 1518 nucleotides. Its product is annotated as ankyrin repeat domain-containing protein SOWAHA-like. The record is from RefSeq and is a predicted model, not a curated record. Lineage: Eukaryota; Metazoa; Chordata; Actinopteri; Siluriformes; Bagridae. Gene Ontology annotation, molecular function: protein binding. The coding region runs from base 1 to 1518 and encodes 505 amino acids. The transcript has a single exon.
AUGGAUAUAAAGCAGGAGACGGUCCUGGCGGUGCUGGUUGAGGAAGGUGGGAAGAUUAAAAACUCGGACUUGUUGAGUAAAUUUAAAGGUUCAUUAAACUGCAGCGAUCCGGAGGAGAAAAAGCAGAACAGAGAUCUCUUUAAGAUGAUCAUCAACAACAUCGCAGUGGUUAAAGAACUAGAAGAGGGGAAAUAUAUUGUUCUGAGGAAAAAGUACCUGAAUUUACUGAAGUCCAGGUCAGAUGAUGGGAUUGAACUAAAGGACGAGGGAGGAGGUGAUGAGGUGGAGAAAGUGGAAGAAAAGCUGACAGCAGAGCAGAGAGAAGUGAGUAGGAAUAAAGACGUUAAUGAAGAACCUCCUGAGGAGAAGAAAUCAGAGCAGGAACCUCCUGAGGAGAAGAAAUCAGAGCAGGAACCUCCUGAGGAGAAGAAAUCAGAGCAGGAACCUCCCUCAGACAGUGACGCUGACUCCUCAGACACCUCUCCACCACUCUCCUUCAUUGAGCAGGCUUUACUAGGACAGAAAUCUACAGACUUCAAGGUAAAGAAGUCCUUAAACUUUGCAAAGUCAGGUACAGAUGACACACAGAAGUACAGACCUGCCAACAACUCUAGGACCAGCGCACCAAAACCCUUCGCCCUGCCGUUACGCGUUCCUCCCAUGGUCAUUACCCCUGUGGCACAUGAAGAGAUUAAUAAAAUGAAAACUCCAUCAAAUGACAACAAUUCAGUCAAGGUUCACAAGGUUCAAGUGAGCUCCUCUCCAGGGCCUUCCUUCUCACCUAGACAGAAGAGACGCUCUACUGUGGACAACGUGGGAAUCGGCAGCUCUCCACUACCACGGAGACACUGCAAAAGUGCUAAACCUGUAGACGAGCCCAAAUAUGGUGACACCGUCCCGUUGGAAAGCUUCGAACACGACUGGAUGGUGACGUCUGCAUCGGGACGUUGGAGCUUAUUUUACGGCCUGCUGUUGAAGGAUGCCCAGCUGGCAGAGAAAAAAGAUUUCAUUUCGGGUUUCACGGCUCUGCACUGGGCAGCUAAGUGUGGCCACUCCGAGAUGCUGUGCAAGAUCAUUGACCUGUCCAGGGAGACGGGAAAGGGUGUGGACAUCAACUCCAAAUCGUACGCAGGCUACACCCCGCUACACAUCGCUGCUAUUCAUGGUCAUGAGUACAUCAUUGGGAUCUUGGUCAAUGAAUAUGGUGCCAGCUGUGAUAUUCGGGAUAACUCUGGGAAAAAGCCACACCAUUACCUGGACAAAGCAGCAUCACACUCCAUCCAGGAGCUGCUAGGAGGGUUGAAGGUGGUGCGUGCUGAACCACAGAAGAACCCAGAUGACACCGAGACUCACAAGCACACUCACACCAUCAGCCGACUUUUCCAGCCACAAACUAUAGGCUACAAGAAAAAAUCCAAAUUGAGAAGCACUUUCAUGCCCGUGGCCGAGGACGUGAAGGAUGAGAAGAGCGAGCAGUCGAACCCCAUGCACAGGGUUUUCUCUGAUGUACUUUCCUAA